CAGGGAAUAUCUCUUGGGAAUUUGGGGCCCUGCGUGGGUAGCCGGAAGGCAGAGGCUUGGGAGUUCCUAUUAGUAAGGGGCGAACCGUGGCUGUGAGCCCCAGUUAAAAACUGUCUAUACCACGCAACCAACCUCACCCUCACCACCCUCCUCCGCCAAAAUCUUUAAUUUUGGUCGAGGGAAAAAGAGUGGAAGGAGUGGCCUGUUCUUCCUCUCUGAAAGCCCUCAGAACCUGGACUCUUCAGCGAACCCUAGUGUUGGAAGGUGCAACAGUCAGGAGUCAAGGUCGGGCUGCGGCUGUUAGAGUGCUUCGGGACUCCUCGGUUUUCUAAUGAGAAGUGUGCGCCCUGCAGAUUGGGGCUCCAUUAGUCUCGGGGAAGGGUUUCUCUCCGUUUAGCGUUCACCUUCUCGGUUUGGGGUAAGAGGAGCCUCCCCGGAGUUCGGCGCGAACUGCGCGCUCUGGCCGCAAUGGGGCCGUGGCGGCUCCCCCUCCUGGUGGCGGCUCUGGCCGGCUGCCUGCUUCCUGCCCGGGGCUGUGUCAUGUGUGAUCCAAACGUCGUGGAGGCGCUGAACUCCUUGGAGACGGAUUACCUGCCUGGCCACCUGGAGGCCAAGCAUCACAAAAACGUGAUGAAAAGGGUAAAGCAGGCAGUGGAAGCUUUCAAGGACCUGCCGAUUGACGAGGAUUCCUAUAUGGGGGUCGUCGAUGAGGCCACACUGGAAAAGGCAGCUUGGAGUUUGCUGAAGGAUCUGAAACGCAUCACGGACAGUGAUGUAAAAGGCGAGCUCUUCGUGAAGGAGCUGUUAUGGACGUUGCACCUGGCAAAGGAUAACUUUGCCAGCUACGCUGCUCAGUUUCAAAAAACGGCGUUUUGUCCCAACAAAUGUGGUUUGAUGUUGCAGCCUCUGAUCUGGUGCAGUACCUGCCAGAAGCAGGUUCACUCUUGUCGAAAGUCCUCGAAUUGCGGAGGUGAGAAAGCUGGGCCCAGCCGGAGGGGUUGGCGCAAGAGGGGCGGAGCCAGAGGAGAGAUCAAGCGUCUAAAGAGGUCGGAGACUGGAGACAGCCAACAAGAAAAGGCGGGGCGAGACCAAGUGGAAGGGGGUUGGGAGAGGGCCCAGAACCAUGAAAGAGCAUCCCACAGUAACCGCCUAUUCCCAGAGCGCAAAGUCAAGGUCCAUCAGAUGGAAGAUAUGAUCCUGGACUGUGAGCUCAACUGGCAUAAACUCUCUCAAGGCCUGACCGAUUACAGCUUUUACAGGGUUUGGCGGAACAAUUCUGAGACCUUGAUGUCCAAGGGGAAGGAGCCCACGCUGACCAAGACCAUGGUGCGUCCAAAGGAUGCAGGCACCUAUCGCUGCGAGCUGGGCUCCGUGCAAUCCAGUCCAGCCACGAUCAUCUAUUUUCAUGUCACAGGUCAGUGCUGGGGAGUUGAGAGAAGUGGGAUUCAGGGUCCUGGUGUGUGUGUGGGGGCGGCUUCAGGGGAGUGGCCUGCUUCAGGGGCGUGGCUUAUGGGGCAUAACUUCCCAUCGGGGUGUGGUUUCAGGCCACGAGGGUAUGGCUUCCUGUCCUGAGUGUGGCCUCUGGCCACUGGGCCAGGACUCCCUUGUGGGUGUGUUGGGGCUUCACGCAGUUGGAGGCGUAAUUAUGUCCCGGAGGGCCUGGGUCCUGGGGCAAGUUACUGUGGGGAGAGCUUGCCUUGGCCUUGGCAGGACCUUCGCGCCCUCCCAGGACUGCUCCUUAACCCUGUUCUAUCAGUAUUGCCCAAAAGAAUCGUGGAGGAGAUACCGUCACCAAACACUGAAACCGAGGAUGAGGUGGCCCCAGGUGAGGUGACUUUGGAUCGCCCCCAGACGGCCACAACCCUCCAGUCACAGUCUCCGAAGCCAGAGAAAGUACU
Molecule: messenger RNA, 1898 nt
Organism: Globicephala melas (long-finned pilot whale)
Lineage: Eukaryota; Metazoa; Chordata; Mammalia; Artiodactyla; Delphinidae
Gene: IZUMO1
Product: izumo sperm-oocyte fusion 1
Biological process (GO): heterotypic cell-cell adhesion; sperm-egg recognition; fusion of sperm to egg plasma membrane involved in single fertilization
Cellular component (GO): acrosomal membrane; plasma membrane
Molecular function (GO): signaling receptor binding; protein binding involved in heterotypic cell-cell adhesion
Source: RefSeq, a predicted model, not a curated record